AUGACAGAAGUGGUAGUAGCGGGGGUCGUCAUAGAAGGCGGCGGAGCGAUGGAAGCGGUCGAAGUGGUGCAAGUGGACGUCGUCAUGGAGGUGGGAGAAGUAGGCGCAGGAAACGGAGCGGGAGUAGUGGCAGUAGUAGCAGCAGCAGUAGUAGCGGCGCUGUUAGGCAUAGUAAACGCAGUGUUGACAGCGGAGGUAGUGCUGGAAGCAGCAGCAGCCGUGGCGGGCGAAGCAACUCCUCGCGAGGCUCUCCGAAACGCAGAAGGCGUAGUGAGGGACGACCGGUUGAAGCUAGAAGGGCCGCCCAAAAGAGGAGAAACGCAUCUCGUAGCAGCGGCAGGAGUAGCGGCGGGAGUAGCUACAGGAGUAGCGGCAGGAGUAGCGACAGGAGUAGCGGCAGGAGUAGCGACAGGAGUAGCGGCAGGAGUAGUGGCAGAAGUAGCGACAGGAGUAGUGACAGACGUGGAGACCAUAAAAGGCGCGUAA
Plasmodium vivax (malaria parasite P. vivax) is the source of this 486-nucleotide messenger RNA. RefSeq lists its product as hypothetical. Lineage: Eukaryota; Apicomplexa; Aconoidasida; Haemosporida; Plasmodiidae. The record is from RefSeq and is a predicted model, not a curated record. The transcript has a single exon. The coding region runs from base 1 to 486 and encodes 161 amino acids.